This is a messenger RNA of Mytilinidion resinicola, 2184 nucleotides long. Its product is annotated as tryptophan synthase-like protein. Gene Ontology annotation, molecular function: tryptophan synthase activity. Gene Ontology annotation, cellular component: cytoplasm. The record is from RefSeq and is a predicted model, not a curated record. Gene Ontology annotation, biological process: L-tryptophan biosynthetic process. The transcript is spliced from 5 exons. Lineage: Eukaryota; Fungi; Ascomycota; Dothideomycetes; Mytilinidiales; Mytilinidiaceae. Bases 1 to 2184 code for a protein of 727 amino acids.
AUGGAGGGCAUCAAGCAAACGUUUGCGCAAUGCAAGAAAGAGGGCCGGUCGGCCUUGGUCACCUAUGUGACCGCUGGCUUCCCAACUGUCCAAGAGACACCAGACAUCUUGCUGGGUAUGGAGGCGGGUGGCGCUGACCUCAUCGAGCUCGGCAUGCCAUUCACGGACCCAAUUGGCGACGGGCCCACGAUACAGAAGUCCAACACCAUAGCUCUCCGAAACGGAGUGACAACGGAAACAUGCCUCCAGAUAGUACGCGAUGCACGGAAACGGGGCCUAAAAGCACCGGUGUUGUUGAUGGGAUACUACAAUCCUCUCCUCAGCUACGGCGAGGAGAAGAUGCUGAAGGACGCGCGGGAAGCAGGCGUCAAUGGCUUCAUAAUAGUCGAUCUACCCCCAGAGGAAGCUGUGAGGUUCCGAAAUUACUGCACCAAAGCUGGUCUAUCCUACGUCCCACUCAUCGCUCCGGCGACCUCCGAAAAGCGUAUGAAGAUGCUCUGCAAGAUUGCCGAUUCGUUCAUAUACGUGGUGUCAAGAAUGGGCGUGACAGGUGCUACGGGAACAAUGAACGCUGCUUUACCGGAGUUGCUCGAGCGAGUGCGGAAAUGGUCGGGGAACAAAUACGCUGCCGUAGGAUUCGGUGUCAGCACAAGAGAUCACUACCGCAGCGUGGGAAAAAUCGCUGACGGUGUGGUCAUUGGAAGCCAGAUCGUCACCGAGAUCGGCAAAGCCCCGGCUGGACAAGGCGCGAAGGCUGUGGAGGAAUACUGCUCCAAGAUCACAGGUCAACAAGCGGGCCAGAAUGGAACAACGCGGGAGGUCGGCAUCAUCGAGACCCUUGCAGAAGCAAAGGAGCCCACUGGCGUUACUGUAGACAAAGUCAUCACAGACGCCGACACACCAGAUGGACCAGGACUCGUGGAUCAGAUUGAUGCUUUGAAUUCAAAUGGGACCGCCGAUCCCGCUGCAACACCCUCCCGAUUUGGCGAAUUCGGUGGACAGUACGUGCCGGAGGCUCUUAUGGAUUGCCUUACUGAGCUCGAGGCCGCCUUCUAUGAAGCCAAGAAUGAUCCUAAGUUUUGGGAAGAGUAUCGAUCAUACUACCCCUUCAUGGGUCGGCCUGGACAGCUCCAUGAGGCGGAAAGACUCACAGAGCAUGCAGGCGGUGCUAGAAUUUGGUUAAAGCGAGAAGACUUGAACCACACCGGAAGCCACAAGAUUAACAAUGCUAUUGGGCAAAUACUUCUCGCCCGUCGCUUGGGUAAAACCGAGAUCAUCGCCGAGACUGGAGCCGGCCAGCAUGGUGUUGCCACGGCCACCGUCUGCGCCAAAUUCGGUAUGAAAUGCACAAUCUACAUGGGCGCGGAAGAUGUUCGACGACAGGCUCUCAACGUUUUUCGAAUCAAGCUCCUUGGCGCUCAGGUCAUUGCUGUGGAGGCCGGCUCCCAGACUCUUCGUGAUGCUGUCAAUGAAGCGCUGCGAGCCUGGGUUGUCAACCUCUCCACGACGCACUACAUCAUUGGCUCAGCAAUUGGCCCUCACCCAUUCCCUACCAUCGUGCGCACCUUCCAAUCCAUCAUCGGGAAUGAAACGAAGGAGCAGAUGCAAGCGAAGAAAGGCAAGCUUCCAGAUGCUGUCGUCGCCUGUGUUGGAGGUGGAAGCAACGCUGUCGGCAUGUUCUACCCCUUCGCCAACGACCCUAGCGUCAAACUCCUCGGUGUUGAAGCCGGCGGUGACGGUCUUGACACGGAUCGACAUAGUGCCACUCUGACCGGAGGCUCUAAGGGAGUGCUACAUGGCGUCCGAACGUACGUUCUCCAGAAUAAACACGGUCAGAUCACCGACACGCACUCUGUCUCUGCUGGUCUCGACUAUCCCGGUGUUGGUCCCGAACUCUCAUCUUGGAAAGAUUCUGAGCGCGCUAAGUUCAUCGCCGCGACUGACGCCGAAGCCUUCCUCGGGUUCCGACUCCUCUCCCAACUCGAAGGCAUCAUCCCCGCCUUGGAAACUGCUCACGCCGUUUUCGGUGCUAUCGAGCUAGCCAAGACGAUGCGGAAAGACCAGGACGUAGUCAUCUGUGUAAGUGGACGUGGUGACAAGGACGUCCAGAGCGUUGCAGAUGAGCUACCGAAGCUGGGGCCUAAGAUUGGCUGGGAUUUGAGAUGUAAGUCUCCUUGUGCUUGA